Molecule: messenger RNA, 1613 nt
Organism: Sesamum indicum (sesame)
Lineage: Eukaryota; Viridiplantae; Streptophyta; Magnoliopsida; Lamiales; Pedaliaceae
Biological process (GO): protein ubiquitination
Cellular component (GO): CCR4-NOT complex
Molecular function (GO): ubiquitin-protein transferase activity
Source: RefSeq, a predicted model, not a curated record
CUUUUUGUUUCGUACAGUCGGAAGAAAAAUAAAAUAAAAAAGAGAGAAAAAAAUAGCGGAAAAAAGGGUUCAAGCGAAGCAGAGGAGUUUCUGUUAUCUUCAAUCUCCAUCUCUCACUCUUUCUCUCUCUCUCUAACAUUUUCUCUCUCUAAGCGUAUUUCCAAUCAAUUAGGGUUUUUCAUUUUUGGUACCGAAUUGAAUCAGUUAUGAUUUCUGAUUCGAUCGCCAACGCUUCCAUCGCCAUGGCCUCGUCUAACCCCAAGGAUUUUGGGAAGAAGAAAAGGGCUAACCGUUCAGCGAAGCUGAAGCAGUGCAAGCUUGAUGCUCGUCGGGAACAGUGGCUUUCGCAAGUGAAAAGUAAUGGUGGGUGUAAGGAGGAAGUUCACGGUGGAGGGAUGACACAUGGGCUUCCAGCAGGCCCCGAGAAUGGGAGGAGAAUACCUAUAGAGAAGCUGGAGUUAAAGCCGAGAGUUGAGGGAAUUUAUGGAGAGAUGCAUCAGUACAGUGAUUCUGAGUCGUCGCCCUCAAACAGUCCCACCAGCCACAGUAGUAGUGAAUUGGGCAGCAAUGAUUCUGGGGCCAAUUUUACCGCAAGUAGCAGAAGCAGCAGCAGCAGUGGUCGCAGCAGUAGCAGUAGUAGUAAUGGUUGCUUUUCAGGUGGCAUUAGCGACGAAGAUGAAGGAGGUGUUGGUGAUGAUGGCUGCUUGGACGAUUGGGAGGCUAUGGCUGAUGCCUUGGCUGCCACUGAAGACAAGCAGCAAGAGCAUAUCCCUAACUCAGGAUUGGAUUCACCUCCUUCAGAGAAGCAUGGAGGCUCUACUAAAUAUGGUUCUCAGUUGAGUGUAAAAGAUCGGCCAUUUUCUGGGGAUGAUAUUUCAAAUGCAAAGCAAGAGAGUGGAGGAACAGCUAUACAGAAAUCUCUGAUACAUUCCCAGGCUUGGAGGCCUGAUGAUGCUUUUCGACCUCAGAGCUUGCCCAAUAUGUCAAAGCAGCAUAGUUUCCAGUUAGACUCAGAGAGGCACUUUGGCCAAGGAGGAUCUGUUUGGGGCUGCAAGAAUGUUGGGCCGGUCCCUAAAUCAUGUCCAAUAUGCUAUGAGGAUUUGGACUGCACGGAUUCAAGCUUUCUCCCAUGUUUGUGUGGAUUCAGGCUAUGCCUUUUCUGUCACAAGAGAAUUCUUGAAGAAGAUGGGCGCUGUCCAGGAUGCAGGAAGCAGUACGACUGUGACCCGGUUGAGGGAGAGGCCACACUGGAUGGAGGGAGCUUGAUAUUUCGUUUGGCUCGCUCUUGUCACAUGACAACCACGUCUUAGGAAGGGUCCCUGAUCCAUAUGUUAGGCCUCUCCUUGGUCACAAUAUGUGUUGCGUGUGUUCUUACUGUGAGCCUAAUUUUCACAGCCUUAGGUUAUCGGUAUAGAAAUUUGAAAGGGAGUUACUCUAGUACUCUUAUGGUUUUAGUUGAGAUAUGUCCUACGUGAUGCUGGCUGAUGUAGAAGACUUGUUAUUAUGUGAAUAGAUAAUGUGAUACAGAAAUGGCAUACAUAAAAUUUCUUUAAUAUGUUUGAUCCUUGAUGAAAUUAGCGACUUCUAUGUGAAAUUUCAGUACUUGCUGAACA